AAAAAUCGUAGAAAUUAGUGGGAAGGAUUCCUAUCUUCAUCUGCAUACGAGUGUGAGAUGCGUAAUUCAAAGUUUCAAACACUGGAGGAGUGAGACAUAAGUAAGAGAAAAACCAUAUUCUUCAUUUAUGAGAAUAUAGAUUUUAGAGAGAGAAAAAUGGUUGGAUCCCAUUGCAAUAUCCCUGUCAUUUGGAAUAAAUGCAAAAGAAAAGGUGACAAAACCUUCUGGUCCAAGAAACCCCUCAUUCCACAUAAUCCAAAGCUCUUUCAGUCUCUCUCUAAUGUUUAAGACAACCUGAGCAGAAUACAAUAUUCUCAAUCAGACCUGAGAGUUGGUGGGUAGUACCUAGCACUCUCUUUAGAAAACUGAAGAGAAAGAAAAACCAUCUUCUGAGAGAGAGAGAGAGAGAGAGAGAAUGGUGGGCAUUUUCUCCAAAUUUUCAGUGAAUAGAAUCGGUCAUCGCCGCUCCCAAGCCUCAUUGGAUGAGAGAGAUGGGUCGGGUCAAAACACAAAUGUGACAUCUUCUGCUGCUGCUUCUGGCCAUGGGAUAGAAGCAGCUUUUGAGUUUAAGCCAAUUGAGCACCCAAUUGAGCCACCUGACCAUGACAAACCUGUGAAAUGCCCAAUGCCAGAGCCUCCCAUUCUCAAUGAUGGGAGAAUAUGGAAGGAGCGGUUGGCUGCUAGUGUAAGGAGGAGGGCAGAGUUGCCGGUUAUGAAGGAAGGAGGAGGACAGCAACACCUUCAAUCAGAGAGUGAGCACAUUAGGCUUCACUCUCCCCCCAGUAAGCACCUAAUUCUGCCUUCUCUCAGUGCCCCUGAGCAGAAUAUCGUGAAGCUCCUCGAAGAUUGAAAAUCAAAUUGAGUUCACUGUUGUUUGGAAUUUGAAAUGCUUUUUGCGGGUGGGUUUCUCUGUUGUAUAUAGUUGUUUUUUUGCCUCCUAUUCCCGUUCACUAUUGGUUGUUCUUCACAUGUUUUGGAUAUAUGGUCUUUUUGAUAUUCAUGCACCUUCUUUCUUUUUGUGUUUCAUGUGUAUCUGAAAGAAUUGUUUCUCCCUAAAAGAAGUCACUAGAUAUAUACCAGACAGCAUGAUUUCAUAUAUUGCUUAUAAACAAAGUCACUUGAUGUAUACCAGAACAUGAUUUUGGUUGUAAAACUACUCUCUCCCCC
Messenger RNA from Amborella trichopoda, 1167 nucleotides. RefSeq lists its product as uncharacterized. The record is from RefSeq and is a predicted model, not a curated record. NCBI's taxonomy places the organism in Eukaryota, Viridiplantae, Streptophyta, Magnoliopsida, Amborellales, Amborellaceae.